Penicillium verhagenii is the source of this 1005-nucleotide messenger RNA. RefSeq lists its product as uncharacterized. The transcript has 3 exons. The record is from RefSeq and is a predicted model, not a curated record. Lineage: Eukaryota; Fungi; Ascomycota; Eurotiomycetes; Eurotiales; Aspergillaceae. The coding region runs from base 1 to 1005 and encodes 334 amino acids.
AUGCACAAGCAACAGUUUCAGUUCAAGAUCGAGGCGAUCAAGGACUUCGAGUUCUUUCGAGGAUGGUAUUUCCCCAAGCAAUGGCGGGACCGCAAGCUCAUGUUCUAUCUCAUGGGCCUUGAGAUCCCAUUUACCAUCACCAUCCUGACCUUGACCGGUGUUGCUUCUCACAACACAUACCGUACGUUGCUAUGGGAGGAUGGCUUCAAGAACGGCUUCAACAGUUCGCCCGAUCAAGCUCUUUACUCCGCUGCCAACUAUGAGCCCUAUACGCCUCCACUCGUGUGGUCAAGUUUCUUGACCAACUUCAACUUGGUGAUCGGAGUCCUGAGUGUCUUCCUCUUGAUUGUGAAAAUCCCCAUUCAUUUCAUGCACUUGCUCUUCCCUCCAUUCGCUGUCAUUAUCCACGCCGGUUGUAUCGUCGUGUACACAUUUGCAGCCCGUUACCAAGCUGGUCCAGAUAUGUCAGACCCCAACAACCCUCAACCCGGAGCACCAUGGUACAUCACCAAGAGCUGCAGUGUGGCCUACUCGACGUCGGACAUCGGAUUCUGUAACCAAGCCAAGGCCCUUUUUGCCCUGUGCGUUAUCUUAAUCUUUGUCUACUUCGUCGAGUUUUGCGUCUGUGUCCGUUCCUGCUUUAUCACCCGGGCCGAGCGCGACGGAAUCAUUGAACACCGCGAAGACAGGCGUGUUGAGAAGGAGUUUGAAGAGGAAAUUCUCAAGUCUCCCUACUACCCAACAACCCCCGGCUUGGUUCCCCGCACUCCAGGUUUCCCACCUAUGGUCGCGCAACCAGCCGGCUUUGGCGGGCAGGGAGGCGUAUACCCCUUUACUCCUCGGCACUUGGCAUUCAACCGACUGGGAAGCGAGGCUUCAGACCUGCCGUUGCGUGAGAAUGGAUCUUCUAGCGCUCCUUCUCCACAAACGCAACACCAGCCUUCUCCAGAUGGGUCGCAAGCGCAGAUGUACUUCCCACCUCCACCAAAGAAGGCUACGAAAUAA